Molecule: messenger RNA, 1153 nt
Organism: Lutra lutra (Eurasian river otter)
Lineage: Eukaryota; Metazoa; Chordata; Mammalia; Carnivora; Mustelidae
Gene: NINJ2
Product: ninjurin 2
Exons: 4
Coding region: 296-739 (147 amino acids)
Biological process (GO): tissue regeneration; cell adhesion
Cellular component (GO): membrane
Source: RefSeq, a predicted model, not a curated record
AUUCUGUUUGGCUACGACUGAACUGAGUGUUCAAAUAUCAUUUCCUCCAUUUUCAAAAACAGGGGUAAUGAUCGCGUUGCUCAACCCCAGAGGAUUUAUAAAAUGAAAGAGAAUUGGCCUGGGAGCCUUGCAAAGGCAAGGUAUCUACUUCAUUUGUUUGUGCCCUUCAGCACCUGACACGGCACCUGGUACCUCUCCAGUGAGUCUGGUCCAGACCAAAUUACUGAAUUCACCUGUUCCACUUGACGUGUAAGGAAACCGAAACCCAGGGAGGGACAGCGACGGGAGAUCAAACAUGGAAAGUGGCCAGUACCUGACCUGUGUUGAGCACCCGAUCCACCCUGGGAACCUCAACCCCCGGAGGAGCCAGCCCAUCAACCUGAACCACUAUGCCACCAAGAAGAGCGUGGCAGAGAGCAUGCUGGACGUGGCCCUCUUCAUGUCCAACGCCACGCGGCUGAAAGCGGUGCUGGAGCAGGGACCGGCCUCCCACUACUACACUGCCCUUGUCACCCUCAUCAGCGUCUCUCUGCUCCUGCAGGUGGUCAUCGGAAUCCUCCUCGUGGUCAUUGCACGGCUGAACCUCAAUGAGGUAGGAAAGCAGGGCCAGCUUAACCAGCUCAACAACACGGCCACCAGCCUGGUCGCCAUCACGAUCGUCAUCAAUGUCUUCAUUACAGCCUUCGGGGUACACAAGACAGGCUCCCUGACUGCCAGGACCUCAAGGAAUCCUCUCUGAACAUAGCCUUGGGACCCAGGUCCUAGGUCUGGAACAGCUUCCGCCUCUCUCCUACCUGCUCUGCUAGGCUGAGGGGCCCUUUCCACAGCCCCUGGGAGAGCUUGAGAAGGGCAAUGGAGAUGCCCUUGCUCCCCACCCAGAGCAUCUGAAUGAAGAUGUGCUAUUUCACUGGUCUGAGUGAAUCCCUUCUUGGGCUGGAGUCCUGAGCUCAGAAUGGGGUACUGCCGACCUUGCUUUCUGGUAGUAUCUCCUGCACCUGAGGCGUGUCUACCUAAGGCCAAGCUCCCCGGCUUCAGGACUUCUAACUCCACCUCAUUCCUUUUCUCCAUCCUAUCCAUUCCCUCUGCUCCAGGCCCAGUUCUCCCCUUUUGUAAAACGGAAUAAUCUCUAUCUAUAAAGUUUUCUGCAAAUGCA